This is a messenger RNA of Scutellospora calospora, 342 nucleotides long. NCBI's taxonomy places the organism in Eukaryota, Fungi, Glomeromycota, Glomeromycetes, Diversisporales, Gigasporaceae. The record is from the annotation of a GenBank genome assembly.
AUGUCUAUGACUAAUGAUCCGGAAUUUAUUAGACGUAUUCAGCAACUUAUGCAACGUUAUAUGACAUCCCCACAACUUGUAACGUCUCGCCAACAAAUGCCCCAAACAUAUUAUCCUACGUCUUUCUUCGGAUCACCCAAUCCAUUUUUCACGCCAUCACUUGGUGCAACGCAGACGCCUCCUACUCAGCCAUCUGAACCUCCCGAAACACGUUUCAGAACGCAACUCCAAACGCUUGAGGAAAUGGGUUUCGUUGAUCAAGCCGCAAAUAUCCGUGCUUUACUUGCUACUGGGGGUGAUGUAAAUUCAGCCAUCGAAUUUCUGUUGGCUCAUCGAAGUUGA